Messenger RNA from Lathyrus oleraceus (garden pea), 733 nucleotides. RefSeq lists its product as uncharacterized. NCBI's taxonomy places the organism in Eukaryota, Viridiplantae, Streptophyta, Magnoliopsida, Fabales, Fabaceae. The record is from RefSeq and is a predicted model, not a curated record. The transcript is spliced from 2 exons. Bases 102 to 650 code for a protein of 182 amino acids.
UAUUUGUCUCUUCACCUUUUCUCUUUUACAAGGCAAAGAAAGCCCAAUCCAACGAAAACAGAGUGUUUAGAAAAAGUAACUAACCAAACGGUCACUCUGAUAUGGCAAUGACAGAACAACAAGACGAACCAGAAGAAGAACAACAACAACGACCAUUGUUGCUGAAUACUACAAAAGUUGUUGAGUAUUUAGAGCCAUUCAUGUCAUUAGAGCUUCUCUGCAAAUUCCCAGACAACUCUGCUUAUGAUUUUGACUACUCUCAAAGCACAAUCUGGUCCCCUUUAGUUCCUCGACCCUACUGCCCCAUGGAUUUGGAUCUCAUCACUCCGAAGAAACUUUCCUAUGACUUUGGCUUAGGAGCUAGAUGCAGUGUCAACAAGGUUGGUUCUAAGGUUAGAAAGAAAUUCAGUUCUGGUUCCUUCAAUCUCAAAUUUGAUUUCGUUAAGAAAGUUACUAAGAACAAGAAGAUGGGUUCUGAUUUUUCACCAACACCUCCAAGGGUCAAAUGUGCAUGGAAUCCCAUCAUCAAUAAUAAGCAAUGGGGCCGGGCAUUGAAAGCUGCCUCAAAACAGUUCAAGAAAUGGAAGGCGAAGAGAGACUCCAUUGCACAUGUGAUGCUACAAAAGUCUUUCAAAGAUGGAGAUUUUUAAAUAGAGUUAUGUUUACAAUGUUAUUUUGAUUUUGUUGAUAUUGGUAUUGGUUCAAUAAGCAACGUGCUUUACUUUCAUGUUUA